CUAGGUCGGCGCCGCUUCCAGUUGAGAGAUGGCGGCCGCCGCAGGUAGAUCGCUCCUGCUGCUCCUUUCCUCCCGGGGCGGCGGCGGGGGCGCCGGCGGCUGCGGGGCGCUGACUGCCGGCUGCUUCCCUGGGCUGGGCGUCAGCCGCCCCCGGCACCAGCAGCACCACCGGACGGUACGCCAAAGGCUCUCUUCCUGGCAGCACUUGAGAGUUGUCUAUUGCAGUACGGUAGUGCCCUCUGAUGACGUGACAGUGGUUUACCAAAAUGGCUUACCUGUGAUAUCGGUGAGGCUGCCAUCCCGGCGUGAGCGCUGUCAGUUCACACUCAAACCUAUUUCAGAUUCUGUUGGUGUAUUUCUACGACAGCUGCAAGAGGAAGAUAGGGGAAUUGACCGAGUAGCAAUCUAUUCACCAGAUGGUGUUCGUGUUGCCUCCUCAACAGGGAUAGACCUCUUGCUCCUUGAUGACUUCAAACUGGUCAUUAACGAUGCAACAUAUGACGUUCGACCACCAAAGAGAAACCUCCUAGGCCAUGAAAAUGCAGCCACGCUGAAUGAUGUGAAGACGUUAGUCCAGCAGCUCUACACCACGCUGUGCAUUGAGCAGCACCAGCUGAGUAAAGAAAGGGAGCUCGUGGAAAGAUUAGAAGAUCUCAAGGAGCAGCUUGCUCCCCUGGAAAAGGUUCGGAUUGAGAUCAGCAGAAAAGCAGAGAAGAGGACCACCUUGGUGCUAUGGGGUGGGCUGGCCUACAUGGCCACACAGUUUGGCAUUCUGGCCCGGCUUACCUGGUGGGAAUACUCUUGGGACAUCAUGGAGCCUGUCACCUACUUCAUUACGUAUGGAAGUGCCAUGGCAACAUAUGCCUACUUUGUAAUGACACGGCAGGAAUAUGUUUACCCAGAGGCCAGAGACAGACAAUACCUAUUAUUUUUCCAUAAAGGAGCCAAAAAGACACGUUUUGAUCUAGAGAAAUACAAUCGACUCAAGGAUGCAAUUGCUCAGGCAGAACUGGAUCUCAAGAGGCUGAGAGACCCACUGCAGAUACAUCUGCCUGUCCGACAAAUCGGUGAUAAAGUAAAGGAACUCUGAACCCUGGCAGGAAGAAUACCUGUUUAUAACUCUUGCCUUUUUAAUUAAAGCAUUGCAGGUGAAAGCCAGGAUGUUUGUGGGGGUGGAGGGUUUUUACCUUUAAUUAAUAAACAAAAAGGAUCUUGGAUAAAAGGAAUGUUAAAAUCUCAAGAUCAGGCAUUGUGGAAUAGAAGUCUCUCAAAGGGCUUGGUGAAUAUUGUCUUAAUCAAACACUUCAGUUUCUGGAUGAAAAUGAUGUAAUUAUAUGGUUGGGAGAGUCAAAGAUUAUGUGAAAUUGGGGGUGUUUCCUGCAUCUUUGCAGGGGCAGCAGAAAUACAAUGCACCAGCACCCCAUUAAGCUCUGAUUUUUUUUUAAUUUAACUUCUCUUUUUUUUUUUUAAAACAAAUUAGUAACUGCACCAGAAAAGCAAACCCCCUAAGACAGGAGGUUUGAGAGUCAGAGCCAUCAAGAUGGUUUUUGCUUCAGCAAAGUGAUUUUUCCAUUGAGAACCAGGAGUUUGUCUCCCUUGUGCACCCCUUUCGCCGACUCCUCUCCACCUAUUUGUUAGAUUUAAACAGUUUUAUCCAAAUAAGCAAAGAAAGCAUCUGACUGUUUGAUAAUUGACAUGUUGAAUUAUUCCCUUGUACCUUCAUAAAUUCUGACACAUCCCAGUGUCCUGGAUCUACACAAGAAAUCAAUGGCAACAUUGCAUGAGUUUUUCUAAUAAUCAGUCUUGAACGGGAGGAAGAUUUCCUUCUCUCUUCUACCCCUCCCCCCAUUUUCCUUUCUCUCUUCUACCCCUCCCUCCCAUUUCCCCUUCUCCCUCCCUGCUCCACAUCUGAGGUCACCUGGAUUAUCCAAUCAGGAAGGCACAAGGUUUACAAAGUUGGGUUAAAAUCAUGAUGGGUAGCAAUUCCAGAACGAGAAUAAUUACACUACUGUUCAUCUGCUCGUGAGACAGCGUGCGAAGCUGUCUGUUGGCACUUGUCUGGAGGCUGAGACUCCACUAUGUAAGGACACAAACUUCCACUUUGAUUAGCCAUCCUCUUUAGUGAGUUUUAAAAAUGCCAUCUGUGGAGCCCAAGAGCUGGAUUUUUAUCCUAAAUGGAGAACACAUUUCCAUGACCCCCCCCUUUUGCCUACUCUUUACAUAUUACUAUUUUCUCUACACAGUUUUUCUCCACGCUAUUUUUUAAUUGAAAGACGAAUUAACAAAAUCCCCCUUCCCUCAUCAAAAAAAAUGUUUUUCUCCCCUGUUCCCAUGUGAUAUCUGCUUUCUGAGUGUCACAGGAUCGACGUCUCCGACAUCCUGUUUCUAACAAGCCUAGGCACAGGAUGGAAAGGCGGAUGUGAGCCUGCUUAGCACACAGCUGAGUGGCUUUCUUCCCUCGUGGGAUUCAUUUCUCAUUUUGGCAAGGGGCUCCUUUUUGUCUUCCCUCUCUCUGGGAGCAUUGUGUGUGAGCGAGAGGCAUACUAAGGGAACAAUAGGACCCAGACUCCAGGUGCCUUGCAGAAUGUUGACGCGGGGCUGGGAUUGCCACCGUCGCUGCUGCCACAAACCCUUUUUAUGUUCCAGCAGUGCCGUGUUGGAAUGAAUGGAUGCAUGUUUGCCCUGUCCCAGCCUCCUCUUCCUUUCUUUUCCUACUCUAUUCCUGCCUUCCUCAAAUUUUGUUCUCAUUGGUUUUUUUUUAAAAGUUGUGUGAAUUGCUUUUUUUUAAAGAGUUUUAUCUUGUUUGUGUGCAAGGCAGCACAGUGCAGUAGGCAAAUCCUUUUGGGAUGGGGAGGAAGAAGGGAAAGGGAAAGGAAUAUGGAGAAAAGUCCUUUAAACAGAUGGCAAAAUACUGAACAUGUGUAAAAUCCUGUAUCAUUUAUGAAAUAUGUAUAAAAGAGCAAUGUACCUUCUGGAACA
This is a messenger RNA of Dromiciops gliroides (monito del monte), 2979 nucleotides long. It is a transcript of the gene MCU, whose product is annotated as mitochondrial calcium uniporter. The record is from RefSeq and is a predicted model, not a curated record. Gene Ontology annotation, molecular function: calcium channel activity; uniporter activity. Gene Ontology annotation, cellular component: mitochondrial inner membrane; uniplex complex. Lineage: Eukaryota; Metazoa; Chordata; Mammalia; Microbiotheria; Microbiotheriidae. Gene Ontology annotation, biological process: calcium import into the mitochondrion; mitochondrial calcium ion homeostasis.